GGAGAUAGAGUAGCUUUAGUACGACGUGACUGUUGCUGUCUGUGUUUAGCUACCGCAUUGAUAAAACAUGCGAUGCAAUAUUCAUUAACCGACCAUGAAUUAGAUCGAUGGCUAGGCGGCGUAUCCAAGGAUUUCAAGCCAGCUCAGCUAAAUAACAAAACUCUGUGAGUGAAGAAGUACAAUUCCUAUUGCAGUAGGAAUCACAUCCAGCGUUUUCGCUGCGUGAAAAACAACCCCCUAGCUGCAGAUACUGGACGAGUUGAGGCGUACGGGACUUGGAGUCGGAGGACCACAUCGCAGCCUCUAGCUGUUCGCACUGCAGUCACUGUCAGUUGUGAUUCAAAGACGAAUUUGCCAGAAAAUUUGAAGGUGAGGAAGAACCUUCCCAGCAUGCCUCUUAAUGGCCCUCUGUUUGACUGUAAGGACCCGGCAGUGUGGAGAAAGGUCUAUGAGAAAUACUGGCAAGUGGUAGAGCUCAAGUCAGUGGGCAAGGGCAAGAAGCAGGGAAAGCUGCUUUCCCUAGAUAAAUGGUAUCAGGAGGAGCUGCCUGCAGCCAUAGCUGGCAGGUCGGAGCGGUUUCUUACUCAGCCAGAGCUGGUCAAACUGAUGGAGUGGAAGCUAAUUAGAGGAAAGUUCCGUCCCAGGUUGCAGCAGCUUGUGGCCAGUAACUCCGGUGAGACAGUGGAGAGGUGCACCAGGAAGGCUUUCAGUCUCCUCCCUGAUGUCACUGCCGCCAUCACCGAACUCAGCUCUCUGAAAGCCCUGGGCCCAGCCACUGCCUCAGCGGUGCUGGCUGCUGGAGCUCCAGAGCAGGCUGCCUUCAUGGCUGAUGAGGCAGUGGAGAGCAUUCCCAGUCUGAGGCCUAUUCAGUACACAGCCAAGCACUACUCUCUGUACCUUCAGAAAGUAGUGGAGCUCACACAGGCUCUCAACAAAGUGGACAGUGAACAGGACUGGACACCCCACAGGGUAGAGCUGUGUCUGUGGGCUUGGGCUGUGGCCAGUCAGCUGCAGCCGUCUCUGCUUCAGGAGAGCUGUGGUGAGGAGACUAAGGCCAGCAAGCCACCAGCCAAGAGACAGAAGAUCAAGUAGAGCCCCAGCCACCUGCUUAGUGGCCCAUGUGGUCUUUUGAUCACACUUAACAUACAUUAGAUAUAACUUGGACCACGUAGAGGGUAUUACUACUUGCACUGA
Megalops cyprinoides (Indo-Pacific tarpon) is the source of this 1194-nucleotide messenger RNA. RefSeq lists its product as uncharacterized. Bases 391 to 1092 code for a protein of 233 amino acids. NCBI's taxonomy places the organism in Eukaryota, Metazoa, Chordata, Actinopteri, Elopiformes, Megalopidae. The transcript has 6 exons. The record is from RefSeq and is a predicted model, not a curated record.